GGAGAGACGAAGCGCGGGGACCUCUUCUCCAGGCGCGCGACCCUGAAAGUGAAAGACACGGGAAACUUAUAGCGAAAGCUGUGAAGCGAAAACGUUCUGAUGUUCUUCUGAUCAUCCCUUUCCUCAAUCGAAUUAUCGUCCUUCGGCAAUCGUAACAUCAUGGACAGCGAAAGGAGGUCCAGGGACGAGAAGAAAAGCCGGGAUGAGAGGAAGAGGAAGAGGCAUAGGACGGAGGAGGGCGAGGAAAAUGAAAGCGUAAAGAGCGACAAGAAAGAGAAGGGAAAGGAUAGGAAGUCCCACAAACGCCGUUCCGAUAAAGAAAAGAAGUCCAGGGACAACGAGGGUAAACAUAAGAGAAAAGAUCGACACACGAAACAUGAUUUCCCGGAGCUGUCGAGUGAUGACUAUUUCUUGAAGAAUAAUGAGUUCGCCACCUGGCUAAAGGAAGAGAGAGAUAUUUUCUUCAGUGAUCUCUCUGCGGAGUCAGCUCGUGAACUUUUUUCAGAGUUUAUUAAGGAGUGGAACAGGGGGAAGCUUGAAUCUCGAUACUACGAGGGAAUUGCAAGCGGACAACGAACAGCCCAUAAUUGGAAGAUCAAAGUGUAGUUGGAAAAAUUACAGGACUGGGGAUUGACCUUUUUAGAUGCACUUACCCCGUUAUUUUCUCGCACUCUUUGUGGAAUAUGGUACAGGUAACUUGGAAGGUUCGUGUAUGAUAAACAGAGAGGACGAUUCUCACUGUGUAUUAAUUUGCUUGCUAGGUAUAGAACAUUUCCUAGAGAGUGACUGAAGAAGGGCACGGGAUGAAUUUACAGUGGAGACAUUGUUAUUUGCAUAUUAGCUAUAAUCUGUGAAUCAUAUUGGAUUUCACGGAGUCUGAUCGAAUCA
Molecule: messenger RNA, 888 nt
Organism: Syzygium oleosum
Lineage: Eukaryota; Viridiplantae; Streptophyta; Magnoliopsida; Myrtales; Myrtaceae
Product: style cell-cycle inhibitor 1
Exons: 4
Coding region: 160-606 (148 amino acids)
Source: RefSeq, a predicted model, not a curated record